Molecule: messenger RNA, 2471 nt
Organism: Ornithodoros turicata
Lineage: Eukaryota; Metazoa; Arthropoda; Arachnida; Ixodida; Argasidae
Gene: angel
Product: protein angel homolog 2-like
Exons: 7
Coding region: 567-2342 (591 amino acids)
Molecular function (GO): 3'-5'-RNA exonuclease activity
Source: RefSeq, a predicted model, not a curated record
GGAUGUUGUCAUGACUGAGUCCAUGUUGCGUUGUCCAUUAUGUGCCUCACCACUUUUGUUCGUGUUGUCUGUUUGCGGAAAGCCACGUAACUGCAUGUUUCUGCUUUCCGAUUUCCAUUCGAGGGACAUCAACUGAAGCGAUGCCGGUGAACACAGCUUUGCCGGUUUUGCUUUGCCCACCGACGCACAUAUGUUAGCACCUCUUCGUGAAAUCACGGUUUCGUUCUGCACUUCAAAAGAGCACGCAAUGUUAGAUUGCUACCCCUGAGAAAUGUCGUCUGUUACACGGUAGAGGUAAAAUGUGCGCGAAAAACUGGGUCAAUGAAUUUCAUCUCCACCACCACUGCACGCGGAAAGGACUGUUAUUGGUGAUGUAAUGUAGUGCUCGUGUUUGCUAAGCUGGACGGCUGCUGCUGGACGGUCAGUGGUGCUGGAGCUCAGUACCAUCUGAUGGCAGUGUCAGCGUUCAGUGGCAUUCGGACGGACACUCCAGGCCUCCGUUGCUGCACAGGCCAACGUGCUCCCCUCCAGGUUACACAGGCACUCUGCCACCGUGGUCAAACACCAUGUGGCCAACAUUUUGGCGCCUGAUUCCUCGACCUGGAUCUACAUUUCCGCAUGCUGUGCUUCCUUGGGGUGUCCCCAACACAAGAUUUUUUACUCCCCCAUUUCAGCAUUGGCAUUGUCCAGGCCAAGCAAUGCUGCGUACGCCUAGUGGAAGUGACACCAACAGUGAUUCUACCUCCUUUGAAAACAUGGACACCGCCAGUCCUCGAAGUGUUGGCCAGGCAAAAAAGCGCACAGACAGGGUGCUGACCCCAGUCGAGACUGGAACGAAGCAGAAACGGAUUGGUUCCACUGAGAGCUUCUCGUGUGAACAGCACGGCCAUUCGGGCUUUCAUCAGCAAGACAGGCAUCGCAGCCGCGAGAGAUACGCAAGCGAAAUUCGGCAGAAAGUGCGCCGAUACCGGCAGUGGGAGUACACCAAGCUUGGGAGACUGAACGCAAGCUCUGCCGCUGCACGUCGAGACAAGGAUGUCAGCUUCUCCCUCAUGUCCUACAACAUUCUGGCUCAGGGUCUCCUUGUUGACAACGCUUUCCUCUACAGCCACUGCAGCAGUGAAGUCCUCCAGUGGGAACAUCGCCGGAGGAACUUGCUCCAAGAAAUAACCAACGCUGAUGCUGACAUCGUGUGCCUGCAAGAAGUGCAGGAUGACCACUUCGCUGAAGUGUUCAAGCCGGAACUGGAGAAGCAAGGAUACAGCUGCAUCUACAAGUGUCGCACUGGGGACAAACACGACGGCUGCGGCAUCUUCUUCCGCAACUCCGUGUUUGAACUGGACCGGUUCGAGACUGUCGAAUUUGCCCGGUCGGGAGUGAGUGUGCUCGAUCGGGACAACGUUGGCAUCAUCGCACUUCUAAAGCCCAAAAAAGCUAGCCAAUCCAGUCAGGACCUUCGCCUGUGCGUAUCCACGACUCAUCUUCUCUUCAACCCACGGCGCGGAGACAUCAAGCUCGCCCAGCUGUGCCUGCUCCUUGCGGAAAUCGACAGGAUUGCAUUCCGCGGAAUGGAUUCUCAAAACCGUCCGUUGUACUCCCCCAUUAUUCUCUGUGGUGACAUGAACAGUGAACCGCACUCACCGUUGUACAGUUUUGUUACCCAGGGUACUUUACAGUACGCUGGACUGCUCUCGGGCGACAUUUCGGGACAGGGUGAAGGCGCAAAUCGCGGAAGGACAAUUCCGUUGCACGAAUGUCUGCGGGAGUUAGAUAUAACAGAUAGAUCGCAGUACAGGAGCCUGACGGCAUCACGCAGUAAAGUCUCCGCGGAAGCUGAGAUGAAGGAUGUCGAGAAAACAAAAGUUUUGAAAGACGACUGCAGGGUUGUCAACAAGGCGGAUGGUGAAGGGCCCGCGGAUCCUCCGGAGGCAGAACGACUCAACGGAAAAGUGGAGCAAGGGAGCGCAGAAAUUGGACUUCACCAAAAGGAUGCAGGGAACCACGGUAACGAUGAAGGCUCUGGAUUAGUUCAUCACGAGUUAAAUUUUGUUUCUGCAUACCGACACGUGAAACGGGGUUCUACUCCCGAGGUGACUACCCACCACCAGAGGGCCAGCUGUACGGUCGAUUACAUAUUCUACUCCGUGCUGAAGAAGAAUACGGAAAGACGAGACAAUCGUGUGGUGCAGACGAACAUUUCAGAGGGUCCGUUGAAGCUUCUGGGCACGUACGGGUUGAUGUCUGAGAAGGAACUGGAGAGUGUACAUGGCUUACCAAACGAAGUUCAAUCCUCAGAUCAUUUGGCACUCAUUGCACGAUUCAUGCUUCGACUGCCGAGAUAGCGUACGUGAAGUUGGAGGGAAACUGUAAAUAUAGUUCUCUUUUACUUGCCAGUGUUCCCUGUACACCUGCGAAAAGGAAUGUACAAAAUAUACACAACAAAUGGAGGCAAAUAAUUUUAAUAUUCUCUA